Leptopilina heterotoma is the source of this 828-nucleotide messenger RNA. RefSeq lists its product as uncharacterized. The transcript is spliced from 4 exons. NCBI's taxonomy places the organism in Eukaryota, Metazoa, Arthropoda, Insecta, Hymenoptera, Figitidae. The record is from RefSeq and is a predicted model, not a curated record. The coding region runs from base 108 to 608 and encodes 166 amino acids.
CGUGUGUUAGCGAAACAUUAACUUUUCAAAAUAGUUAAUAGCACAAGUAUUUCUGAACUUGUUGAAGCAGUUUCUCUCUCAAGAAUAAAAGAAAGAAAAAUUGUACUAUGUUAAAAUUUAUGUAUCUGUUGCUUCUAACUUUUUCAACAAAGGUCAAAGCGCAAAACGGUCUCUAUCCCUUAACGAAUAAAUUUACAAUAACAAACUACGAAAUACAACCCAACAAUGAGUUUCUCCAAGAAGAACAAAGGGGUUUUAUAAUGUGGAUGAGGACAAUAGCGCGAGACACAAAUGAAAUAAAAGUUUAUGUCCAAUCAUUGUCCGUUCAACAACUUUUGCCAGCUGGAGAUUUAUGUUCCCCAACAUUUUUCUUUGAAUAUCUUAGACAAUUGACUGCUGUUUUAUCAAACGGUCGAUCUUGUCCGAUAAGAACGGGAACAACGAUCGACAUAUUCAAACCAUAUACUGAAAAUCUUAUGAAUCCCCGAAAAACUUGUCUUGGUACACAGUUUCUAAAUUUUACACUAUAUGACAAAUUGGAUAAAUUCAAGUUAAUUACUCUAGAAGCAGAAACAACGUCCAGUGGUCAAGCGUGCGUUAAUGGUUAAAAACAUAUAAACCAUUUUUUUUCCACUAAAUUAUCUGAAACUUCAUAUUAAAAAAUUAUGAAAAAAAUUGAGGUACUAUUUUUUCUCAUUAAACACAAGAGUACUUGAAAUGUACAAUACUUUAAUAUAAUAAAAAAAUGUGUUAUAGUAAUUUAAGUAAAAUGAGUGUAACUUAAUGAAAAUUUAAAAAAAUUGUAAAAGGUCCAUAAUAUGAUAAAAA